Molecule: messenger RNA, 972 nt
Organism: Lactuca sativa (garden lettuce)
Lineage: Eukaryota; Viridiplantae; Streptophyta; Magnoliopsida; Asterales; Asteraceae
Product: CASP-like protein 4B1
Source: RefSeq, a predicted model, not a curated record
UUUUUAAUUUUUAGAUUGUCGUCCAUAACUUCUAUUGGUGAAUGAUGAGUUGUCAGAAAGAACAAUCUUGCUUGCUUUGCUGUCUUGCCGUUUGGAACUUGGAAGUAUAUUCACAACCUUCAUAUCUUCCAAAUUCUCUCCAUUCAAACACCAAUCGCAAAAAUCGCCCAUCAUCAAUAUCGAAUUUGAACUGCUGAGAUGACUUCAUUCUCAUCGUCACCACCGCCGGCGAAGAGUCCAACACCUACAGCGCCACCACAUGUGGAGAACGAGAACACCGAUCCAACGCAAACGCCACUACCUCCUCCACCAGGAUACGGCGUCACCGGAAUUUUAAGACGAUGGAGGCAUGAAGACACGCUUAAAAGAGUAUCUCUAGGAUUGAGAGUUUUAGGUUUCGUUUUCUCGGUGCUUGCGUUCAUAAUCAUGGCUAGUAACAAGCAUGGGCGUGGGAGAAAUUUCGAUGAAUACGAAGAGUACAGGUAUGCAUUGGCGAUUGCGAUUUUGUCAACGUUAUACACAGGAUUGCAAUCGUGGAGGCAGAUUUACGAGAUGUCGAACGGAAGACAGAUAAUUUCCGGCCGGAAUUUGGCGCUGAUUGAUUUCUUCGGUGAUCAGAUUAUAGCGUAUCUAUUGAUAUCAGCAGCCUCAGCAGCAGUACCAAUGACAAACAGGAUGAGGGAAGGAGCGGACAACAUAUUUACAGACUCUUCAGCCGCAUGUAUUAGCAUGGAAUUUCUUGCGUUCUUCAUUCUCGGGUUAUCAGCCAUGCUCUCAGGGUACACACUAGCAAAAAAAACCUAUGUGUAACAUGUAAUUAAAGCUCCUUUUGUGUUUUUAUUAUUUGUUCACUUUACAACAUACAUUUUGCACAUAUCAUGCUCCACUUUACAUGUAAAGAAUAUAUAUAUUCAAACAGAAAACGACCAAUUUGGAAGAAAAAGAAGUAUAAUCUUUGUUUAAACGAAUUAA